Molecule: messenger RNA, 498 nt
Organism: Ilyonectria robusta
Lineage: Eukaryota; Fungi; Ascomycota; Sordariomycetes; Hypocreales; Nectriaceae
Product: 6-O-methylguanine DNA methyltransferase
Exons: 1
Coding region: 1-498 (165 amino acids)
Biological process (GO): DNA repair
Molecular function (GO): methylated-DNA-[protein]-cysteine S-methyltransferase activity
Source: RefSeq, a predicted model, not a curated record
AUGACGGCAGGAGUGAAGCGACGACUAGAGGAUCCUACCGAAGAGGUCAAAUCCAAGAUAUCAAAGACCAUUCCCCCAAGCUCACAGCCAAUUACGCCGACUGAAUCCUCGCUCAUCCCAUCCCACUUCCCUGCCUGCAUGCACCCACAACUCGCCCGCAUUACCGCCUCUCAGCGCACGCCGUUCGAGAAGCGCGUGUGGACCGCGCUGUGCCAGAUCCCGCGGGGCCACUUUACGACCUACGGCCUGCUGGCGGCAUAUCUGCAAUCGUCACCGCGGGCGGUGGGCAACGCUCUGCGGCGCAACCCGUUCGCCCCGGAAGUGCCGUGCCACCGGGUGGUGGCGACGGGAGGCGCUCUGGGCGGCUUCAAGGGCAAGUGGCCAAGAGACGGUGAGGGGAUCACGAUCGACGAGAAGAAGAAGCUGUUGAGGGGCGAGGGGAUCAGGCUGGAUGGCAAGGGCAAGGUGGUUGGAACUCCAUAUAGUGGGUUCGUGUGA